UAUCUACUUUAUUCCACUUUUAAUAACAAUGAUGGAUGCAUUGUCUGACAAACAUUUCCGGUUGCCUAUCAUGCAACAGCUGGAUCCUAACGAUAAAUUGGGAUCCAUUGUUCCGGAAGAAGAUGAAGUGUUGUUUGCAAAGAUUGCUACCAAAGUGCGACAAGACUUCUGCCUAGAUCUAUUUAGCGUCGAUGUGAUCGAAUGUGUAGAACAGGGCGCGAAUACGAAAAAUGCUGAAGACGUGUGCGAAGGCCGUAAACAACGGAAGUUUGCUGUGAUCGAUGUCAAUCCAUUGCCCAGUGAGUUACUGAUUACUCCGUGAGUUACAAAAACGUGCCGCACUUUCAUCACCAUCUGGGAAACCUUAUCAGAAAGAAGUUAUCACUACCAACAAUACCGUUGGAAGACACGAAUUAAAUGAACUUUUCCAGUCCGGCUCCUUAACAUAUCAUCCCGAAUCUUUCUCCAACGUUUCUUCGAAAGAUUCUUGGCUUAUUAUGGCUCGAGAAAUUUUAUCAGCCUUUUUCCACUCUGUGUUCUUGUUUUCAAAAGACUACCUCCUUAUUUUUGACCUUGUUUAUGAAUAGAAAUUCAGAUUUGUAAAUUCACAAGUGGAAAUUUGAUGAACCCUA
Messenger RNA from Opisthorchis viverrini, 632 nucleotides. RefSeq lists its product as hypothetical. Lineage: Eukaryota; Metazoa; Platyhelminthes; Trematoda; Opisthorchiida; Opisthorchiidae. The transcript is spliced from 2 exons. The record is from RefSeq and is a predicted model, not a curated record. The coding region runs from base 29 to 322 and encodes 97 amino acids.